AUGAAGUUUCUUUAUUUCCGAUCAAUUCGUAAUGUUGGCACCAUUCACCAUUCAUGGUUCAAGGGCCCUACACAAUUUAAAUUUCUUUUCAUAUAUCUCUUCUCUACGGAUUCGAUAUAUGAACUCAAUGGUUCUUCUCUACGGAUUCUGAUCUGUGGUUCAUCAUUGUCUCAUAGCAUCUCUCUCCAGGGCUGGAUCGCUCCGUUGCCGCCUCAUCUCUCCUCAAUUCUUCGAUUUUCCGGCGACUCUCCGGUAGCGAUUCCGAUCAGGUAUGUGAGCAGCCUUGGUAAUAAGAGAGUUGAACUCUUUGAUAUGGGAGCAGGUGCUAGUGAUCCUACAGCAGAUGACAAUGUUCAAAUGGCAUCAGGUGAGAUCAGGACCCUCUUCAUGUCUGCAUCUGAACAAUUUGUUGAGCAUGGUGUAUUAUUUUGAAAACAAAAGUUGUUCAUGUGCUUUAUGCUUCUCGUGUUUGUUGUUAUUGAAUGCCCCCAAUAUGAUUCGUGGCUUAUUUGUUUUUGUUGUUAAUUCGUUUUCUGCAAAUUAGUAAUUCUUAGGCCCUAAGUUCUAUGAUUAGCAGCUUGGAUUUUUUCUGCUAUUAAGAACUUCUUGGUGGUACAAUCCUAUUAUAUUUCUGCUGGAAUUGAAAUCUGCCUUCGCCUUUUUCUGUAGCUAGUAGCCAAUGAAUGUAAUGAUGUUAAUGGGUGUGAAUUAUGAUUGUUGCAUAUGGAAUGAGUACAGGAACUUGGAGUAGAUAAUAGAUCUAGAGGGGAUGUGUUCAGAAGUGGAAAAUGAAGUUUUUAAUGUGGUUUAGCUUAGUACAUAAGUGAAUUGUCUGGUUAUAUUUCAUUUACUUUGUCUUAUUGUCUUGCUAAUGUUGUGGUCAUGAUGUGGCGGAUUGAGUCUUGGUAUUAAGAAUUAAUGAAAGAUUAAAGGUUUUUGUGGCAUUUCAUUUAUGAUCCUAGACUUUGCUUUUAACAAUCCCAUGGAUUCCUCAC
Messenger RNA from Camellia sinensis, 995 nucleotides. Lineage: Eukaryota; Viridiplantae; Streptophyta; Magnoliopsida; Ericales; Theaceae. The record is from RefSeq and is a predicted model, not a curated record.